CCCAGAAGAAUCCAUCAUCACCAACUUUCCCAGAACUUCAGCAAACCGCCGGCGAUCAUCAACCGGCCCCCGUCCGGCCCCCGCCACCAACUCAACGCCUUCACAAAAGGAUCCAGCAGCAGAGAGAACGUCUGUCUGUCCGACCGUCACAAGGAGCGGCACGAGAGCGAGUCCUUCUGUGACAGUGAUUUCGCCGUCAACGGAUUCGUCCACGACGUGUCGAUGCUGGCGGGAGGAAUGCGGCUGGCGACGCUGCUGCUGGACAGCGCCGGGCUCUACAAAACCAAGCGGCUUUAUAUCGCGCCGGACGGCUUCUUCUUCCGCGUGAACAUUCUCAGCGUGGAUUCACCAAAAUGCCCCAAAUCCUGCCCGGAAUUCAAGCUGGGAAGCCGCUACAUCGUAAUGGGCCGGAUCUACCCCAAGAGAACCGAGUUACCGGCGGACGCUCGGCAGCUACUCGGCGGGCGCCUGCGGGCCGGGGACGGACUGGUGGGGUGCGGCAGCUACGUCAGGAGCUUUAACAGGAAGAGAGAGCGGAAAGUCCUCGCAGCGGCGCGUGCCAAAUGUAAGUGAUCCGGAAUAUUCCACCAACGGAACCGAUAUCGGCUCAUCACCCCCAUCAACACGACAGCUUUCACGGACAUUACUCACUCAACCCCGCCGCCGCCCGGGGGGGGGCACUGAA
Molecule: messenger RNA, 685 nt
Organism: Spea bombifrons (plains spadefoot toad)
Lineage: Eukaryota; Metazoa; Chordata; Amphibia; Anura; Pelobatidae
Gene: C13H17orf58
Product: chromosome 13 C17orf58 homolog
Exons: 4
Coding region: 223-573 (116 amino acids)
Source: RefSeq, a predicted model, not a curated record